Messenger RNA from Spea bombifrons (plains spadefoot toad), 1657 nucleotides. RefSeq names its product B-cell receptor CD22-like. The transcript has 6 exons. Bases 59 to 1648 code for a protein of 529 amino acids. The record is from RefSeq and is a predicted model, not a curated record. NCBI's taxonomy places the organism in Eukaryota, Metazoa, Chordata, Amphibia, Anura, Pelobatidae.
GACAGGGAGACCACCAAGAGGCUGAAGGCAAAGUUGAUCCAACCUCCGAAUAUUAACUAUGACACCAUGGAGAGGAUUUUUUUUUCUGUUUAUUUUUCAAGGGUGGUUUUCCAAAUCCGCCUGUGAAAGUUGGUCAUUCACAUUCCCCCGAACCGUGAAAGUACUGAAACGUUCCAGCGCGACCGUCCCCUGCUCGUUUACCUCCCCCGCCGGCUACGGGGACGUCAGUAUAAUCUGGUACAUUUAUCAACGUAGAGGAUACCCGCAGGCUUUAAAUGAGAAGUCCCCGUCAGAAGUGGAACGGGAAUACAGAGGACGCACCUCUCUGGUGGGAGACGGACCCAACAGCUGCUCUCUGAGGAUUAAUGAUAUUGUGAAAGAAGCAGAAUUUUAUCCAGGAAUAGAUAAAAAUAUAAACUCUUUUUAUCUCAACCAUGGUCGGACUGUCAGGGUUUCAUUCACAGGUUGUUCCGAAGACUCUUCCUGCAACGAUUGGUCUUUCAGUUUCCCCAAAUCUAUUAACGUGUCCAGGGGUUCUUGUGUGGAGAUCCCCUGCUCGUUCACCCACCCAAAGGGGUAUAAAGACUUCAACUUGAUCUGGUAUGAAGAGAACGGUAAUUCACCAAUUUACAAUAAGUUAAACCCGUCGGACGUGGCGGCAGGGUACAGCGGUCGCACUUACCUGGUGGGAAAUGGAACCAACAGCUGCUCCUUGAGGAUGAAUGACGUGAAAGAGUCAGGACGGUAUUAUCCAGGAGUCAACGAAGACAUAAAUUCAUAUGUUCUUAAUGAUGGUCGGAGCAUUCACGUCAUUGUCACGGCUUCAUUUCCUAGGCCGCGCAUCAUGUCAGAAACGUAUAAUAUGUUCGAAGGUGAGACAGUCAGCCUCCUCUGCUCUGUAGAACACACCUGUGGCUCCGACCCUCCAACCCUGACCUGGAACAAGCCGGGGCAACUCAAGGACCUGCGUCAGGAAGACCUCACCACGGGGAGCUGGAGAGUCAUAUCUGAAAUUACAUAUUAUCCGACCUAUGAGGAUAAUAACACAGACUUACAGUGUACGGCUACAUAUCCUAACGGGACAAAUAUGACCGAAGUGGCUCCCUUGAAUAUAAAUUAUCCUCCAAAGAACACAAGCCUCAAGAUCAAAGGGGAUGUAGCGGAGAUAAAAGAAGGUGACAACGUGACCUUGAUAUGCAGUUCCCUGGCUAACCCGGCUCCAUCUUCUUAUAUGUGGUACAACGAGGACGUAUUCGUAGGAAACGAUGUUCAAUUAACAUUACGGAAUGUAAGCUGGGAGAAGAAUACGUAUUACUGCUCUGCGACGAAUGGACUGGGGAGCGGAGAUUCCCCCAAGGUGGAGCUGCCUGUGCACUAUGCUGCCAAAGGAGUCAAGAUCGAGACAGAAAGCUUCAGAGAUGCCACGAAGCUGGUGUGUGGUUUUUUGAGUAGUAAUCCGGAACCGACGCACUACUCCUGGUAUCUGAACGGUUCACUUAUAACAAAUGGCACCGAGAAACAUUUGACUGUGGAACGCUUCCCGCCAGUAAUGCCAAAUAAUUACACCUGCGCAGUUCACAAUAGAGUUGGUAAUUCCAUGUCUGGACCGGUCGCUGUCCACGAGUCUCACAGAGAAACAAGCAAGUAACAUUGUGUC